Messenger RNA from Symbiodinium natans, 1257 nucleotides. The record is from the annotation of a GenBank genome assembly. NCBI's taxonomy places the organism in Eukaryota, Dinophyceae, Suessiales, Symbiodiniaceae.
AUGGCUACCAUGGUGGAUGCAAAGUUUUCCCUGGAAGCAGUGACACAUCCCAUCCGUGCUCUUGGGAGGGGCGCCUUCGGUGAGGUAUUUUUAGUGCGAGCAGUGGCACUCGAGCUGUCAUUGCUGUGUGUUGACUCGAGGAAGCGUGUGCGCUUGAAAAUGUCCGAAGCCGGCUGGGGCAAAGCAAUGCUUGAAGCGCAACUUCUGUGGAAUCUCAGCCAGGAGAACCCAUACAUCCUUCAGUGCUAUGACUUCCGCAUGCUGCAAGAACCCGUGCCCUCUUUGGAGCUGUUGUUGGAGUUUGCAGCGUUGGGCGAUCUUUGCCGGCGGCUCCGGCAAUGCAAAGAGCCUUCCUGUCCAUUGCCUGAGCCCGAGAUGCUGAACUACACCUUGGACGUGGCACAGGGUUUGGCCUUCUUGCACGGUCUUCGGCCCAAGGUCUUUCACCGUGACGUGAAGCCAGCGAACAUCAUGUUAUGCUACCCGUCAAGCAAGACAACCGACAUGCCACAAGCCAAGCUGGCCGAUUUCGGUGUCGCAAAGGUUCUGGAGUCAGAAGCUUCAAGCGCUGGAACAGCCACUUUCAUCGGAACACCCCAUUAUUUGUCUCCGGAAGUAUUUCGUGGUGAAGUCUACGAUGAACGCGCAGAUGCUUGGGCUCUGGGGUGCGUGAUGUACGAAAUGAUCUGUCAAGUGCGGCCGUUCCAUCAAUUUGAGAUAAACGUUGCACUGCUUUCUUUGCGAAUUGCCCAGGGAGAGUAUGAUCGUGAUCUGUUGCGGCAACAUUCCAAGCAGCACGCAGAGACAAUCUUGCAAAUGGUAGAAGGGCUCUUGCAGCCAAAGCUGGAGGAUCGGCGAAGAGCAGCUGAUCUUAUUCCACUUUUGUCGUGCCGCGACCGAAGUCAAGCAAGUGCAUCAAGUGCCCCAUCUUGUUGGAACGAAGUGCCGACCGACCCAGAGCCUUCUGAAAGUGCCGGUGCGUUCGCUGCGUCUGCUGCAUCGAGAUCAUUCGACAGCGACAGCUGGCACCAUGCUGAGAUACCGACAAACAUGACAGGCAUGACUGAGCUGGAGGCUGCAUUGCAAACCAGCCCGUAUACGUUUGGAAUGCAGGGCCAGGUGCUGACAAUGCGGCCUGAAGCUCAUGAGUCGCGCUUUGGUGGUAUGGAUAUCCUUGAUUCGCAGCAUCUUAUCUCAACUGUCAGGUUUUGCAGCUCCACCCUCGGAAUUUGCCCGAUAGGGUCGCUACAUUUGUAG